AUGUUUGCAUAUGGACGGCUGACCGGCUGUUGAGGCGUAGGGUGUUGCUACAAGUGUGAUAUUUGACCCUUCCAUUUGCUCUAUAUCUUGCGUGCGCUAACCCGAAUGAUCAUUGAUGAUGCCUUAUCUUCCAAGGUCGUGUUGUUACUACGAUCGCAACAGCGAAAGUCUUCCAUCUCACUGACCAGCAUCAAGCAAGUAUAGAAGUCAAAGCGCUGAAGAUGGUUGCAGAUGCUUCUUUCAAGACGGGCGGCCAGGUUGAUGGCAUUGUUGCAGCCCUUGUGGAAAGCUUGGGAGACAAACAAGACAGCGUCUGCCGUGCAGUCAGUCACUCGCUACAAGUUAUCGGCAACCAUUGGCCUAAUCUUGUCUUGAGUAGCUGCCAUGACUACUUGACGAAGGAGUCAAAGCUGUCAUCCUGUCAUAGACACUUGCUGUUUACUGUGAUGCAUGAAGUGUGCAAAGAUUCUGUUGACAAACUAGACAAGGCACUGUUAAACAAUGUUUGUAAGACUACAAUUGAGGAGAUGACACGUACCAAGGAAGUGGCAACAGACAGUGUUCUCUGUGGGAUAGUGAUAGCCCUGGGCAGACAGCACCCUCUUGAGACAAUGGAGCUGGUCCAGGCCAGAUUUCAGCCGGGCUCCCUGCCACACCCUCUUAUUUUGGAGACCCUCGCUGGACUGGCCCUUGCCAACCCAUUUGGUAUCAUGCCCUUCCUGAAAGCCCUACUUGGCACCAUGCUGCCAAUGUUGAGCGGAGCUCGCACUGAACAGCUUAAAUGGGCUAUGGCAUUUGCACUCGGAAGAUUCUCUGAAGCAAUUGUGGAGUAUUUGAGCAACAUUGAAAAGGCACCUGAUCCAUCUGUGCAAAAGGCUAGCUUUGCUACUGAAAUAAUUAGUGCCUUUGACUUUCUCUUAGCCAACUGGCUGCAGGCAAGAGAUGCAAAGGUUAGAGCCGAGUCGGCUGUGACCCUUGGCUACAUGGCACAGCUUCUUAGCAAGUCAAAGCUGGAAGAGCAACUACCAAAGCUUCUCCCAUCUCUGGUUACACUCUAUCGAAAACAACAUGAUUGUUUUCCUGUCAGUAAGGGGUUGUGUCUGGUUUUGGAAGCAGCCACUGAGUACAAAUGCCUUGCACUGGAACAACACCUGGAUGUCUUGAACAACUCGCUGUUUGUACAGGUUUGCAACCCGCCGGACUACACGGAACCUGCAAGUGUUCGAAACCACAACGAAAGCCUACGUUGUUUUACUGUUUUAGCUACAAUGUUUCCUGACAAACUGACGUCCUUCCUCCUGAUGAAAGUAGAGAACAGCAAUGAUAAAACAAGAAUUGGAGCUCUGACAGUGCUGAAACACAUAAUCAAUUGUACAGGAUCCACAGAACAAGAUCCAAACUUGGAUGAAAGGAUGCGCGGCAUAAUUUUGGGCCUGCAGUCGUCGUUCAAUGAUCCAAGCAACAAGGCAAAGAAAGUGUUGGCCCAAGUCAUUGUUGCUCUGGCACACCAUGGUUACCUUGAUGCAAACGGUGGUCACUCAAUGGUUGAGUUUCUUGUUCGACAGUGUGCUCUUCCAGAUGAUACAGCCAAGCGUCCCACCGACUUUGACUAUGUGAGCAAUGAGGCACUGCGUACAAUGUGUGAAAAUGUUUUGCAGCUUCUAACAACCACUGUUGAUGACAUUGACAAGAUUAUGUGGCCUUCCUUAUUUGAGUACUUGUUGUGUGAAGAGUUGACUCCGGCUGUAGGAAUUCUUUGCAAGUGCCUUGCUAAUUUUGCUUCGAAGAAGCGGGACGCAGGUUACCCUAUCGAGAUCAACUACGAGAAACAUGCAAAUGUACCCAAGCCACAAGCCUUGCUGGCACGAUUGCUGGUUGUGCUGGGCUCUCCUUUGGUGCACCAUCACCGAGGAGUCCAUGUCCUACGCCUGUUGCGUUGUUUGCCUGCACUAGUGCACCGUAACCUGGUCGCCCUCUGGGACACUGUUCUACCCCAGAUGACUUCUCAGUUGCAGUGUGUGCUCGAUAACCCAGAAAAUGGUCUGGACAGGGAGGCUUGGCGAGAGCAGAUAUUGGACUUGACCCAAAGAUGUUUUGUGGAAGUGGACAAAGAAGAAUGGACUCUGUCGUUGGGAAAGGCUAUGCAGGCCCAACUUAGCCUGUAUGGUGCAUACCCGGAUGACAAGUGCAUGCUGCUGCAGUUGCUUGGAGCAGUUAUGAAAAAAGUGAGCAGCAAGCAGUUUAUAAAUGGAGCUCUAGACAAAAUAUUUGAGCAUAUCAACCAUUUACACCCACGGGAAAGAGAGGGUUGUGCUCUUGCAGUAGGUAUGUGUGCGGCAUCCCACUUGGAUGCUGUGGUAGUGAAGUUAGAGCAAGUAGCAAAAGACGACCUUCGUAAGAACUCUGGGUUUCUUAGUUUUCUAAAGGAUAUUACCGGUGACAAUUAUCAUGAGAAGCUUUUGGCAACAGUUGUACUGAGUUACGGCUAUGUUUCUCUGCGAGCUCCAGCAUCCAUCUUGACUACCAGAAUUGAAACACCCAUUUUGAGAAGUGCUGCCAAAUUCUACCAAGCAUCAAAGGACCCCUCAGUGCGACAUGCAAUGCUCCGCACUGUGAAGAUGAUUGCAGAUGCAGUUCACCCAGACAGACUUCAGGAGCAGUAUGUCUUCUACUCAAGGGGCGAGCUGGUUACUGAGAUGCAACAAUUGCUCAAGGCUGAGAAUCCAGUCCUUGUCACGUCCUCAACAAGGGCCCUGGUUCUCAUGGCUCUGGCUAGUCUUGUCAAGUUGGACCCGCCUCUGCCACCAAGUGAAAUAUCGGCUCUUGUGACAAUGGCUGUUUCUCGAGUCUAUCCACUGCCAGUGCGAAGUCCUCCCGUUGCGUUCGAUGAUACAGCAAGUGGCGAUCAACCACAUAACCAUUCAGAGUUGGUGGCAGGCAGCCUUAGUGCACUGGACCAAUUUCUUGCCGAGUUAUUGUCCAAGGACCGUACUCCUGAUAAUCUUCAGCUUAUCAUCAGGGUGCUGGUUCCUUGGCUCAAUUCCAAACAGGAGUUUGAGAGAGAGCGCUGCUUGAACUCUAUCUGGGAACUUAUGAUGCUUUACAGCAGUCACAUAGAGUCUGGGGUGUUUCGGAUCUUCAAUUGUUUUGGCUUUGUCCUCGGUGCUCUUGUGCCUCGUUGCACUGACUCCAGCAUCUCCAUUCGCAACACAGCUCUGACCUGUAUUCACCUGUCUCUUGAGAUUAACAACAAGAGCCAAAGCCUUUCGUCAAAGGAGGACACAGAUUUACAUGGCGUUGAUGAUCUUCAGGCAAACAUACAGAAGACGGACCCUGAGUCCUUUCACAUAAUUUCAAAAGAGUUAGCAAAGACACUGGCGAAGAAGGUGCCAUCGAUUCAGCUUCUUUCAUUAGCCGAGACACUCCUUCAAGGUCUCAAGGAUCCAGUGUCAAGUAGUUCCUCUGGUGCAGCCCAUGUGCUUUCUGGCCUGCUGCAGCUGCGUGGUGCUGAGCUGCGAGCUGAAGUGGCCCACCUUGUUGAGAGCCUGCACCAACAGCUCACGCAUGUCCAUUGCCCCCAGACACAGUCUGAGGCCCUUGAAGUGGUCAGAACUUUGGCACGACACCACUCGAACCUUGUUGUGAAUGCCCUCCUGACCUAUCCGUUACCUUAUGACAAACAGGUAUGCGAGUGUUGGUCAGCACUGGCCAAAGAUGCUGCCAUGGGUUCGAGUAUUGUGAACCACCUGCUGGAAAUGCUGGACAACCAGGGAGCUACAGAAUUUCAGCCAGACCCCAAAAGCCAAAGAGGCACCAUCAGAGUGGCCGUUAGGGACGUGCUUGCAGCCAUCUGUGCCCUGCAGGAGAUGUUCAACACUGCUGAGAUGGAGUCCUGUGCUAAGGAGGCAUUUGGCCAUGUUUUCUCAGCCCUCCUGUUGGCUGCAGCCAGCUAUGUUGGCGUCAGUGCAGUGAGCUUUGUUGCAACAAACAUUGCCAGCAAGCAGGAGUCCGGAGCCAGCCCUAAACUGCUUCCACUACGAUGUGCACUUCAGGCUUUUGAGGCCUUCUUAAGGCGGGCAGGUCAGGAAGAAAUUGUGGCCAGUAUGGAAAAGGAUGGCCACUGGGACAGCAUGGAGCAAGAUGAAGUUUUUCCAGAUUCGAUUACUGUGUUGGCUGGACUUCUGUGCCAGCAGUGCCCUUGGCAAGUGGCAGGCGUGGUGUCUGGCCUGCAGAACAGGCUUGGUGGUAGCCCAUUGGAAACCCAGCGUCUGGCCGUGCUGGCACUGUUUGCUGAGCUGCUGAGCCAGCCCUUCGAGGGAGCACCCCUGCUGGCCGAGCCGCUCAUGAACCACCUGCUGGGCUCCUUGGCUGACCCCAGCCUGGCUGUUCGCCGGCUCUGCCUGCGCAGUCUUGCACACCUAGGCCGUGCUGAAGGGCAUCUGGUUCAUCGUUACUCUGGCACUGUCUUAUCCGCCAUGAUCAGUGGUCUUGAUGACAAGGAUGAUACAGAGCAGAAGAUCAUGCUGGAAGCAAUCAACGGGCUUGCAACACUUCUGUGCCAUGCAGAUCAGCAUGAUGUUGGAAGCUUCAUUACGACUGUGGCUCUCCGGCUGCGCCCCAUGUUUGAAAAGGAAAAAGGUGAAGUGCGUGCAGCAGCGUUCAAGCUGUUCGGAGACCUGGCCCGCUUUGCAGAGGGAGAAUUCCGAGAUGCAUUUGUGGAACAGGCCAUCAGCAACAUGAUCACGCUGCUUGUGCACUUGAACGAAGGGGACAAGCAGGUUGUAAAGGCAUGCAAGGCAACUUUGAAGAAGCUGGGGCCAUUGCUAGGUUCUGAGGAAUUGAACAACAUGUUUCAGAGGCAUUUGCCUGAUGGCUCCCAUUUGCACUACUCAGAGUUCAUUAGUGACCUCACAAAAGUCAUGGUGAUUGAUCUUGAACAACACAUGUCCACAUUUGUGACCUUAUGCCUUGGUCACAUGAAGAGCCUUAACCCAACAAUUCAAUGCAAUGCUGUGUUGCUCUUAGGCUGUCUGCUGGGAAACGCACGACCUGAGCUCCGUAAGGACCUUCCAUGUGAGCGUGCAUGUUCGGCACUCGUCUUGCUGCUUAAGGCUGAGCUGCCUGAACAGCGCUGCAGAGCCGCUGAAGCUCUGAGCCUUCUCCAUGGUUGCUGAAGUCCGGGCUGCCUCUCAUCUAGAUGCUAUGGUCUCCUGCCAUUGAAAGCAAACGCAUGUGUGCCUCAAAGGCUUUUUCCACAUGUUAUGCUCUUAGUCUUUGCGUCUUCCCCAGUGGAGCCUUGAUCAUAACUGCCAAGUCACAGGCGUUGUAAAGAGCAUUGGGUGGGGCCCACUUUUUGCCAUUCCUUGUUGGUCGCGGUUGCUCUUGACGAUCACAGAUAGGUUUCUUUGUUUUUAUUUUGCAGCAUGCUGUAAAGGCGUGCAAUGUUAUAUUUUUCCAUAUAUAAUGCAUCACGCUAUUAUGCAGAAUGACAUAUGCAGAGUGAUAGAUGCAUAGUAUUUACGGUUGUAUCUUGAUUAUAUUAUAGUGUAAGGUUGUAUAUUUGAUGUUAGGUCUCUGGUCAGAAGACCACCACAGCAUUUUUCUUUACUUUGUCUAGCCUAUAUAAGAACCUGAGAUACAGCAGUGUGGUAUUGUUUAUUCCAGAUAACUGUAUGCUGGUGUGCUGAGGGCUCACCCAAGUCUUUUUCUUAUAUUUUACCUUCUGUUUCACUGCAUAUUUUUCGAGUGCCCGUGGUAGUGAAGCAAUAAUGCAUAUACAAUGUUCAGGUGCAAGCAUUGCCCACUCAGUUCAUUUUGUGCAUCAAAUGAUUUAGUCUGUGUGUUAACUAUACACCUUAUUGUGCACAUGUGUGUAAUUAUUAGCAGCAGGCAUUUGGUUAAACUUCGUGAUACUUUACUUGGAAUGGUCGGUACACUUCUGUGAAAGUGGAGAUACAUUGAGAAUCUUUCUUAGUACAGGUAAUUUUUUAUUUAGUUCACUGGCUUCCUGGUGGUUGAGCUGUUCAUGGAGGGUUAUGUGCUAGUGAAGGGCAAGAAGUCAGGUUAGUUGGAAGGCAUUGCAACAUGGGCAUUGUUAAUUUUCAAAGCAUGAUGUUCAUAUGCAAAAUCCACACGAGAGGCAAAGCUUAUCUUUUGUCUUCACUGUAGUACAACACAGUUAUAUCAUGUAAGCAGUAAUGCGCCAAGUGUAGCUGCUUUAUUUUCACCAUUUAUUUUCCACAUAAAGUCACUGUACAAGAUGGGAGCACUAUUUUUAUUCAUGUUAAACAUUGUAAAAAUUACAUAGAUACGGUAGUUCAUGUAGUUGAAGUCUAUAUACAGAUAUAGGGAAUUCUAGCAUUCUCUUACUCUGGUAGGUGUGAAUGUGUACGAUAUACUGAAAGCACAGUAUACUUUGUGGUGAAUACCAGGCUAUCAUGCCUGCCACUGGGUGUGAAGAUGCAAAGCCACAUUCUGCAAGCAGUUUUACUGAACCUUCCACCUGCAUAUGAUUUGAUCAUGUAUGGCAGUCACAUGUAAGCAUGCAAGUGGCUCACAAUGUGCAUCACAUACAGGGCCCUUGUACUGUGCACAGCCCUUGUACUGUGCACUGGAUCCUGCACAGCUGGUACAAUUGGAGGUUGGAAGAGAGAAUGCAGUGACCUUGUCACCUUAGUGACCUUUUUCUUUGGUGGCAUUAUUUUCUUUGUCUUUUGUUUUUGGGGGUGGUGGUUUGCUGUCUUAAUUCCCCCAACAUUUGUGGCGUCAAUUGCAUGGAGACAUUGUAUGCUGCUGCUAGCCGUGAUGUGUGCUCUGUGAUGUGAAAGGAGAGCCACCAGGCACUGUUGCACUAGUGAAUGUGGCACACAUGAUGAUCCAGACUCUGCUGCAAGUCAUCUUACCGUGAAUGUGAGUAUGUGGUUGCAGUCUUGUGAAUUCCUUCCCUGUAGUACACCUAGGGAUAGGGCCAGGACUAUGCCCCAUGCACUCAGCAUAUUUUGCAACCCUGCUUGAAAACCCCAAGCAAUGAUGUGGAUAUUCCAUGUCGCAGCGGUGAAAACAUAUUUGAAUUUCAGGCACCAGUCACUGCUGUGACCAAUAAUUGCGCAAAAUGCAUGCAUGUAUGCUCUAAUAUGCGUGCACAUCUGCGUUAACUUUUGAAAGACUUCCAACAAAUUUGCGUUUGAGUUAUAUAUCCAAGGUGUCUUUUGUUGCACAAGUACCCUGUUAGUUGACACUGUAGUGCAACCAGCUGGUCAUGCCAAGCACAGGCUUUCUAAGCAACUGAAGUUAUUAGCUGCUGACCACAGUUAAAAUUUUGAAUGUAUCCACUGACACCUCUCACACCUGUACUUCGAUGCUCACAGCAAUGUUAUGAGAAUUAUUGCUGUUGAUUUAGUUUUGUUGAAGAGCGAUUGAGUAUAGGAAUAGCUCUGUGAAGAAAGGGUCGCUUUAUGUAAAGCGCCUGUGGAAUGCAAACUAUACUGGAAGGCGCCUGAGACAGAAUGAGUGAACACUUCCUACUUUGGAGUGGGAGAUCUACAGUAAAAGUCACCAUGGCAGUGUGCGUUCUAUACUAAGGACUCCAAUGGAAGAUACAAUCUGUAAUGCGGUGCCAGCUGCAUGUGCAAGCUGCAGCCGCUUUCAAAAAGAAAACCACUAGGCACUUAUUUUACGUGCGUAAUUAGUGUGUUCAUUAUUGGAUUACAUUCAUGAGUUCUGACACUUUGUCAUUUUUAAAAUAAUGAACACCUUGAAGGUCACUAACAGUUUCUUGGCAAUUCUUUGUGUAUUAUUUUUAUCAGAUCCCAAACUCUUGUACACAGCUGACUUUCCUCACAUGACUGGGAGAAUGUGCUGCAUUUGUAUGUGGUGUCUCAAGUGAUAGUAUCAUGUGCACAUGCUUUCUGUUGCAUUAUAGCCCCUCCGUGAAUAUUUGGAAACUGUUCCCAAUUGGGUUGUGUUUGGUGAAAAGCAUUCUUGGAACAUCCAGAUGUCAAUAUGCUCCUUACUUCAUCUCUCGCAAUUUUUGUAGCAAAAGACAGUCAUUCGGCCUGUAAUGUGUUCGCAAAGUUAAGCUCGGAACAGUACUCUUGCAGUAAUGUACUGCCACGCAUGGCUAAUUUCUUGGGGUUUAGAAAAUUUGGUAUCAGCACAGGAGGUUAGUGGUCUUGACCAACUACUCGGCCACAUGUUAUAUGAGCUUUGUUGGCACAUUACAACACUUGGACUGGUCUUUAUUGCUCUGCUAUUGAUAAACUUUGUUCCAGCUGUUUCCAAGAAACAAAAUUGAUACUGCUUCCUAUGUAAUGCAUGCACAUGGCUGGCACUUUGGAGGCACUUUAUCUGCUGCACAACCCCCUUGUUCAUUGCACUGUGCAAGAGCACAGAACUCAGUUGCUGUGUGUGCUCAUAUGCAGUGGCUAAAAGUGUGUGAAUAUUUGAAAAUUUCAAAUACCAGUCCAAUAUUGAGUCUGUGAUAUUCGUAUUCACUUGAAUGAGAAAAUUUUCAAAUAUUUAAUACGACACAAAGAUUCAAAACAAUUUGAGUAUAUUUCUGGUGGUGCUGGAGCAGAUGCAAAUCUGUGCCCGAUUUUGGGCUACUUAGCACACUCUUGUCAUGGCGGAAUUUAGUGCAUGAGGUAAGCCCAGGGACUGUCUGACUGCAGGAAAGCCAACAACUCAGUGGCAGUGGGUAUGGGUUUUGAAACAGUGAAGGUGCAACUUAAGAACAGUAAGAUAAACAAGCUAUUACUGUUAAGGCAUUUUAUUUAACUGUUUCUUAUUGGCAAUGUAAAUGCAAUGUUCUAACGUGUAGUAAAGAAACUUACUAAUAAAUGCAUUUGCAUGUUAUUAUUCGAUAUUCGAAGUAAACGAUUAGUUCAGAACAAAAACUGUGCAAAAAUGGCCUUCCUUGCCCCAUUUCUUGCACUGUUCUUGUACCUAACAUCAUGUACCAACUAGCCCAUCAGCACUCUCCUGACACUAUUCGUAUACAAUUCAUAUUUGAAAUUUUUUAUAUUUUUGCACUGAUAACAGUAACUAAACAUGCAGAGACUGCCACCUAGCCAACUGCCUCGGAACUAGCCAAAGAAAAAAUUCACACCACAGGCACGCAUGUUUGUUUUAACGGUGGGUCACACUGCAUCCACACAUGCAGAGGCACCAUGGGCUGCAACAAGAUAACGCACGGUGGCUGGUCUCUGCCACUGCUGUGCCAUGUCCUCGGUUUGAGCAGUUUGGUGCAAGAAGGCAUGCAUGUUUUACUUUUUUUUUUUUGUAAAACAUUGCAUGCCACCGUUCCCUGCCACAUGUUGUAUGAAAAGACUUCAGCAUAAUUUGGGUAUCAAAUUUUGCCAUGGGAAUGUUACAUAGUCUUAACUACAUUUAGACCAUAUCUGCACAAUAAUUAGAACAGGUGAAUUCAGUGAACUUGCUGGUAAAAAGAAAAGCUGUCACUUGUCUCAGAAAUUUCACUUUGUAGUAUGCUUCUCUUGCUCUUCCACCUACUCUUUGCAUCUUAUAUUUGUGGAGGUGCUUGACAGGGAGUAAAAAAAAAUAGACCUUAUCUCCACUGACAUGUAGAGCCCAUUUAUGUGCACCAGGCACAUGGGCACUUUCUCUCUGCUUCUCCUCCCCCACUACUGUAAUGUGUAGUCGAUAUUUGAUUCAAUUCCUGCUGUUAGUAUGGUCAAAAAAAAAAAUAUAUAUAUAUAUAUAUAUAUAUAUAUAUAUAUAUAUAUAUAACGUUGGUAGUGUUUUAGUACAUUGCUUGCAGUGCUGCUGCCAAUGCCAAGUCAUCAGUGUUACUUUAAUGAAGGAGGCAGCUGGGACUUUCAUUGAACUUUUAUGCAUGCAUUGAACCAUGCAUAAAAGGGUGUUAGUAUGUCCUGGCUAUCUCAAGAGCUUUACAGAUAGGUGCAGGUUACUACUUAGGUGUUAGGAAAGAGCAGGAAUUGAAAUAGAAAUGGAAAACUUUGCAUACAUCCAGAACUACAAAACACUUGCGGUGUCACUUAGCUGAUUCAGAGGUCAAGAAGUGAUGUCGCUGUAGGUAGAUGCACCUCUGUGGUCAAAUGAGGGUUGAUGGGCAGAGGGGGAUGGCAAAAUAAAAAGGGGGGGGGGGGGGGGGAGUGUAGCAUGGGCAACAACUUAAGUAGGAUCUCGUACAGCUGCUGUUUUGCAUGGCAAUGAUCUAGUGAUGUUUAUCACAGGCAGCCCAUAUAGUAGUCGCAACUAAGAUCUCUCUAUAUUUGAAGUUAGUGCCAUUCCUCCUUUCCUGCUUCUUUCCUUUUCUGCACCCUCACCACUUAUCAUCGCUUUCAUUGUUUAGUGCCAUGAAGAAGUUCGAGUGCAAUUGAGCCGUUCACUGCUUUGGACCCCCUUUUUUUUUGGUGAUUCGACAAAAUUCGUGUGAAGUUUUUGUUUGAGGGGGCAGGGGAAAUGGUGGCACGAAAAUGAAGGAGCGGCACUUCCUUCACCAUAUACAGGGACCCUACUCAACCACAGAGAUAAUGAGCCUACAGUGGAUUGAUCCUGGAUCAGGAGGAUUCUGGUGUUACGAGCGGCCUUAAUUGUUAUUACUAUCAGAAAUAUCUGGAAGGCAAAACUAAAAAUAUGUUUUUGUGAUGGGCCUUUUGGGUGUUUUAUUAUCCUGCUUUUCCUAAGCGUGUUCUUGAGAACAAACCUUGCAGUAGUCUAUCAAGUUUGUGCACAUUGCCAACAAUAUGUAAUAGCUGGGUUGUUUGGUGGAUUGAAACCCUGAAAACGUGCAAGUAACUCCACUUUGUGGGAGGUGAAACUGAGGACUAAAAUUACUUUUUUUCUAUGUCUCAUGGAAGUUGUUUCAUCACACCGCCCAUGUAUGCUGCGUGUGAGUCUGCAACGAUCUCAUCUUCUUUUUCACUGUUGGACACGCCAUAUAUUUGUUUAGCGGAGAGAAAUGUGCGAUCACUACUAGUACUUUGAAUAUCAAUACAGUGCCGUCGAUGCAGUCACCUUCUGUAUGUGUGCCAAAGGAGACAAAUGCGUACAGAGUUCGGGCCAAGCUUUGCAUUGUUGGUGCUUGGCUGUUGAUUGAUUUUCACAUGUACAAGGGAGUUGAAUGAACUUUUGUUAUGUAUAUUUUCAUGCAAUUGCGUUUUCAAAUUGGGAACUGUAGUUUCAUUCCAUAACACUUAUUUUUUUACAUGUACUUUUGUUGGAAGAUGAAACGUUUCAGUUGCGUAUUUAGUCUGCAGCAGCAUGUGCAGCAUUGUGCCAGUUAUAUACUAGCUUGCUAUGUGUGGUUUUGAAGCAUAUGGCAAUGUUCUUGAUGCUAUGCUUAUGGGUUGAAUAAAAGUUGUUUUCAUCGA
This is a messenger RNA of Dermacentor silvarum, 11354 nucleotides long. RefSeq names its product maestro heat-like repeat-containing protein family member 1 (gene c11.1). Bases 222 to 5174 code for a protein of 1650 amino acids. The record is from RefSeq and is a predicted model, not a curated record. Gene Ontology annotation, cellular component: cytoplasm. The transcript is spliced from 36 exons. NCBI's taxonomy places the organism in Eukaryota, Metazoa, Arthropoda, Arachnida, Ixodida, Ixodidae.